Messenger RNA from Racocetra fulgida, 1019 nucleotides. Lineage: Eukaryota; Fungi; Glomeromycota; Glomeromycetes; Diversisporales; Gigasporaceae. The record is from the annotation of a GenBank genome assembly.
CUCUGGUGAUAUUUAUAGUUCCAGGUAGUGAAGAACGUAAAAUCAAAAGCUCCCUAAAUGUUACCGCGGACAGUAUCGUAUAUGAUUUAGAAGAUGGUGUUGCAUUUAAUAGAAAAGGCAUUGCGAGAAAAAUGGUUGUCGAUGCUUUAGGGGCAUCUCCAGCUAGCGAAAAAUCUGAGAAAGCUGUUCGAAUAAAUGCUGUUGGUUCAGAAAGUGCUUUGGCCAUUAUGAAUAUUAAACAAAUUGCAACGUCUGAUCCUAGACUUGAUGCACUAAUCAUGUUGGUAAGAAUUGAUGUUACCUUAUAUAUGAAGAUAGAAAUAGCCGAUUUAUUAUUUUAUUUAUUAAGGAAUUGUAAGAACGCGAUCACGGAAGGAAAUGUUGCUAGCGCGACAGACCAUAAUGUAGAAAGAGCUGCACGUAUUGUUUAUGGUUACGAGCAGCAUUCUAAAAAAGGAAUUGGGGCGUUUGACUUGGAUGGCAAAAUGUAUUACGCAGAAUAUAACCCCGGUUCUUCUUAUUAUCCGUCGACGCCGGCAGGAGGACAGCCUUCGAAUAUAAAUAGCCAAUAUUAUUCAACACAAUGUCCGGUAUCACCGCAUUCCACUCCAUCUUUGAAUAGAAACGACAUUACAGAUGCUACAGCUACUCGUGCUCAAGCUCGAGCUCGAAAUGGCUCACGAAAGGCCAAGAACAAUAUAAAAAGUGGAGUAAGAGAAAAGAUCUCUAUGUUAGGUGAUGAUUGGGAGGAAUUUCUGCAAAACUACUUUGAUCAAUCUUGUGAAGGUGUAGAUGCGAAGAACAGUCACCUUGGCGCAAAUAUGAAUAAUCAUGGACAGACUUCCUCCGAAGGAAGGCAAGAUGAAUGGGAAGAAUGGUUAAAAUGUACGAUGUUUAAAUUUAUUACUGUAGUUGCAGGACAAGAUGCCACAAUUAAAUUCCAGCAAUCAGCUUCUUCAUUCCAAUCCACAUUUUUUGCUCGGCCAACGACAGCAACUAGUGAUAACGGAAAAAGAUGA